Molecule: messenger RNA, 1886 nt
Organism: Cynoglossus semilaevis (tongue sole)
Lineage: Eukaryota; Metazoa; Chordata; Actinopteri; Pleuronectiformes; Cynoglossidae
Gene: tnfsf13b
Product: TNF superfamily member 13b
Exons: 6
Coding region: 223-1026 (267 amino acids)
Biological process (GO): positive regulation of B cell proliferation; immune response
Cellular component (GO): membrane
Molecular function (GO): tumor necrosis factor receptor binding; receptor ligand activity
Source: RefSeq, a predicted model, not a curated record
GGGAAGCAGUUUUUUUUCUCUUGAUAAUUUUUUUCUGCGUAGUCUCUCAGACUGAAGUGGAACCAGCCUCAAAGACGGUAAAAGCAAAAGUUACGAAAUUAAGUGGAAUGAUUAGGGAGGAAUCGAGACUUAAGGCUGUGGGGGAAAAAGUUUUUAAAGCAGGCAAAUCGGCAGGUUCUAAAUGUCAAAGCAGCCAGUGUGAACCUCUCUCCUGGAGAUUAAAUGGUGCCUCCGAUGGCAGUUUCAGCAGGUGGGAAGUCUUUGGCCAAACAGAGGACAGGUAAGGUGAGAUCAUCGUGGUUUUCGCCGGUUGUCCUCCUGACGUUAGCAGCCGUCACGUCAUCCUCUCUGUCAGCUUUGUCCUUGUACCAGCUGAUGGCUCUCAGAGCCGAGGUAGAGGGGCUCAGGUCAGAGGUGGGUCGCAGGAGAGAAGAGGGUGAGUUCAAGAUCAAGUGUGAAAGCCAGUCUGAGAGUAUAAAUCUCAGGAGGCACCAAGCUGAGGCUCAGCAUGCGUUCAGUCUAAUAAGGAAGAGAAGAAUGGUGUCUGAACCACAGACUAUUGUGUCUCAGUCCUGCUUACAGUUAUUGGCCAACGACAAAAGGGAAACCUACAGAAAAGAAUUUGAUCUGGAGCCACACACAGGUAUCCCAUGGCAGACUGGUCUAGAGAGGGGCUCCAGCCUGAAGCAGGAUGGUGACACCAUGGUAGUCCAGGAGGAAGGCUUCUACUUUGUGUACAGCCAGCUUGCCCGGUUCACAAAGGUCUACUACAUGGACCGCACCUUUGCUAUGGGCCAUGUGGUGAUUCGGAGGAAGAGGAAUGUGGUGGGAGAUGAGCCUCAGUUUGUCGUCCUAUUCCGCUGCAUCCAGAGCAUGAACGACACCCACCCGUACAACACCUGCUACACAGGAGGUGUUGUUAAGCUGGAGGUUGGUGACCACUUGGAGCUUCUCAUCCCACGUUCCACAGCCAACGUUUCCCUGGACGGAGACGCCACAUUCAUGGGCGCUUUCAAACUGGUUUGAACCGUGUUUCUCACAGUGGACCUGCGCUGUUUUUUGUCAGUGAUGGUAAAAUAUCUGGAUGUUUAAAAGUGUACAAGGCGCAGUUUUUAGUGUAGCAAGUGACAGACAGACUGUAUAUUUUUCAGAACCAAAAUGGACAAAAGGAAGUUGGUAUUACAGCCUGUUUGGGCUAUUUUAAGUUACAGUUAAGCGUUUGUAUUUCAGAAAUGUGGAAUAAAAAGAGACACAUAUACAAUAAUGCAAUUUGUAGGAUAGGUUAUUAUUUUUUACGUUUGUUUCUAUUACUGUUUUUUGUUAUCAGUUUGCAAUUCUCAGUUAUACUUUCACAAUUGAUUUUAUAUUGUUAUUUCGACUGAUUUGUUUUUAAAACAUAACAAACAAUUUUCUCGUAAGAGAGAAUACCGAUUAAUCCUUCCCUACCUAUUGAAGUGUGUAUAAAAUUCAGCAUUUACUCGCCUGGAAGUCCCUUUAAAGCGAUGACGUCAUCUACAGUUGAGCUAGAAGUUGUUAUUUCGAUAUUGGCCGCAAGAUGUAAGUAAAGCAACAAAAAGACGAGGAAAAUUUUGCCGAGAUGGAACAUUUUAAAACAGUUUUUUAAACGAAUAUUUAAUAGAAACAGAUUCAGACUGAAUAACAAAUCCAUUUGACCUAAUGUCUGCUUUUAUUAUGUUUUUCUGUUGUGAUAAGAAAUGAAAAUUAAUAAUUGUUUGCAACAAAAAUAAAUAAGAUUAAAAGCGGGUAAAUAUAAAUGAAAAGAAUGUUACUACUAAUCUAUCAAAUGAUCCCAAUAUGCCGUACACUUGGUUUAAUAUAAAGUUUGAAAGUUAUUUACUUGCAAAUUAAACUAAAUAUUGUGAUUA